AGAAGGAGGCGGGGUGCUAGUUGAAAGGGGGAGAAGGUCCAGACAGGAGCCGGGCAUGUUCAAACAUAUCCAAGCAGAGCAGCCUACCAACCCGCACGGUGUCCUGUCAUUGCGCACAGACUGAACUUAUUCCCAAACUGUGUGGCAUAGACAAAUGUGUUUAACAUCAUCUUUACUGUAGCUGAUCUGUUUCCCCGAGGGACGUUGAUACGGCAAGACACGGGAUGCGUAUUUAUUAAAUUCAUCUUGAAACACGUCGCUGCUGAGGAUUAAGUUGCCUAGAGUCUCGUACUGAAGACGUUCCUUCAGCGUGGAAAUGUCGUUCGCGGCCAAGGCGAUGAGAGACGGACUGCUGGAGAAGCGCAGCAGUGGGCUUCUCCAGCUGUGGAAGAAGAAGCGCUGCGUCCUCACUGAGGACGGGCUGCGCUUGCACAACUGCAAAGGAGGCGGCGGUGAUGCUCCGGGUUUGGCGUCGAGCUCCAAAGUCAAGGAGCUUCGCUUUGAGCGCAUGGUCACGGUGGACUGCGUGGAGUAUAAACGUGGGCUGGUGUACUUCACUGUGGUCAUGGUUACGGGCAAGGAAAUUGACUUUCGGUGUCCGCAGGACGGCACAGCGUGGAACGCAGAGAUUGCUCUGGCUUUGGUGCACUAUAAGAACCUACAGGCCGUGCAGACCGGGAGGAACCGGCACCUGUCUACGGGACACCUGGGCAGCACUGGGGAGGACGAGGAGCUCUGAUUUUCGAAGCCUUCCUGCUUCCUUGGAGGGAACCAAUAAGAAGGGGAAAAGGGGUACAACUAACCAGAUCCAGAGGAUGCACAGAAAGGUCAUCAGUGAAUAUGGAACAAACGACUGAGAACAAGUGUCACAGAAACUCAACUUGUCUUCCCUCAUUCACUUGCAGUCAUUCAAAGUAUAGGAAUCUGAUAAACUGUGGAUAAAGACUUUGUUUCUGUCCUGAUCUCAUUGCUUAAGGACAAUUUGGAGACUCCUGCAUAAAAAAAGCUGUUUUCUGGGAACAGUUUACCCUUUGUGCCUUGAUGUUUCAGUAGCAUCUUCAUUUUUCAACAUCAUUUUGUGACAGUUUUUGACGCUGCUGAAACAGGAGUCAGUUUGUUCUGCAGGCUUGUUUUUGAAGGACUGGUAUGACUUACUUUGAAAACUUUAACUUGCAGAAUGAGCAGAUCUUUGAUGUUUUCUAAAGAUGGAAAUGAAGUAUUUUGUUUCUGACAUGUUGCACUCUGUAUACUACAUAUUUGCUUAAACCAUGUACAGUAUUAGAACUGUAAAAUAAUAAUAAUAAUAAUAAUAAAUUUUUGUAAUCAGA
This is a messenger RNA of Oreochromis aureus, 1328 nucleotides long. It is a transcript of the gene phlda3, whose product is annotated as pleckstrin homology-like domain, family A, member 3. Bases 317 to 739 code for a protein of 140 amino acids. The record is from RefSeq and is a predicted model, not a curated record. NCBI's taxonomy places the organism in Eukaryota, Metazoa, Chordata, Actinopteri, Cichliformes, Cichlidae. The transcript is spliced from 2 exons. Gene Ontology annotation, molecular function: phosphatidylinositol phosphate binding. Gene Ontology annotation, biological process: positive regulation of apoptotic process.